AAGAGCGGAAUUGAAACAGAACGGAAAUGUACGAAUGUUUAUUCGUUGGUAUUCUGCAUCAUCCUUGUAUCAGCUACGCUCCUCCUCGUCGGUUUCUGUGCCAUCACCGGCAACUUAUCUCGCGUGACUCGAGUUCAUAAUGAUUGUGGCAACUUCUGUGGUGAAAAAAAUACUGACAAUCCGUAUGAAACCUGUGGUCUUCGAGAUCUUCGCAAUUUCCCAAAGCUCCAAACUUUUCAAUACCCAAAUGCAACAAGACGAGAAUGUGUUGAUAAAUGUUUAGAUGGACACGUUGAGGACUUAAAUCGUUGUGUUAGACCAUUUGAAAGAAACCAUUUUGAUGACAAUGCUGGAAGCCUCGCCGAUGGAACUCUGAAAAUAUUCCUGAAAACUUGGCAUUCAAUUGCUGUGAUUUGCUUCGUGGCUUUCUGCUUCUCGUACGUCUGCCUGGUUCUCUUUAGAUAUGCAGCAAUUUAUGUCAUUUGGAUCAUCAACAUUGCUUGUGUGGUUUUUGUAGUAUUUUUGGCUUUAAUGUUCCUGUAUGUCAAGAAUGUAUUUGGUGCUGCUGUUAUGGCUAUUCUGGCAAUUGUGUUGAUGCUUCUUCUCUUUUGGUUCCGUAAAAGAAUUCAAUUGGUUGCGAAAUUGUUUAAGGAAGCUUCGAAAGCUUUGAUGGACGUACCAGCUGUCAUGUUUGAGCCAAUAUUGACUCUCCUAUCCCUCCUUGUAUCCUUCGUAAUCUUCAUAGCUUUAGCAAUAGUUGCAGGAUCCUCGAAAAAGUUUGAGCGAUAUCAACUAGCUGAACAUCAUGUUGUCAUUAUCUACAAAGAAACUCCAAUUAAUGAUAUUGCAUUCUACCUUAACUUAUUCACUUUCAUUUGGUUCACUCAAUUCAUCAUUGGAUGUCAACAUUUUGUUAUUGCUGGAACAAUUAGUCGAUGGUAUUUCACAAGAGACAAGACAAAGAUUGAAGCUCCAAUUAAGCAGAGCUUCUGGCAUCUUAUGAGAUAUCAUUUGGGAAGUAUUUGCUUGGGAUCGAUGCUAAUUACGAUUGUGAAAGUGAUGAGAGCGUUAAUGGCAAUUGCUAAGCAACAAUCUAGAGAGUCAAAGAAUCCAGUUGGAUACUUCAUCGCUUGCUGUUUACAGUGUCUUUUAGACUUACUUGAAGAACUCCUUGGAUAUCUAGUUAGGAAUGCUUACAUCAUCGUGGCAAAAGAAGGAACUGGAUUCAUGGAGUCUGGGAAAAGAGCUUAUCAUCUGCUGAUUAGGAAUAUUGUGGAUGUGAUUGCAUUGAAUAACUUUGGAGACAUUGUUCUGGCUGUUUGUCGACUGCUGAUUGUUUUGAUUGCUGGAUUUGUUGGAUAUGAGAUUUUGGACACAAAUGAAACCAGGAAGAUUAUGUUCAUCCCAUUGCUAGUUGGAGUUAUUUUCGCAUUUCUUAUUGCUCAUUGCUUCGUCACAGUCUUUGAGAUGACAGUUGACACAAUCUUCAUCUGCUACUGUAUUGACGUUGAGGAAAAUGAUGGAGCUCAGAAUCCUUACUACAUGUCAGACAGUUUAAAGAAGAUCAUGACAGAAAUGACGAUAUUUGCUGGUGAGCAUAUGAGUGUUGAGAGGAAAGAUGACAUUCAGGUUGGACCAGGUAUGGCCGAUGGAAGUUGCAUACCUAUGUUGCCACAGCAUCAAGUACCACCAGUAGAUUCUCAAUUUGGAGGGCAGAAAGGACAAAAUUUGAAUUAUUAUAGUCCACCACCGUAUCCAGGUCAGCAAGUUUAUCAACAGCAGCCUUAUCCUCAAGAAGGGUAUCCAGGAGCUUCUAUGGAGUAUCCUGGUCAAGCUGUGAAUGUUACAGGGCAACCAAUGCCAUACCCAGGGCAACCGAUUCCAUACCCAGGACAACAGAUGCAAUAUCAAGGUCAACAACAACCUUAUCCUGGUCAAAACAUUCCAUAUGCAGAUCAACAUGCACUAUACCCACAAGAUACUUGGGAAACUGAGCAGUCUGAAAAGCAGCAGCAUCAACGCUAUCAACAACAACCUUAUCCUUCUAGUGCUUAUCCUCCUAUUAAUUAUAAUCAGCAAUAA
Molecule: messenger RNA, 2082 nt
Organism: Chironomus riparius
Lineage: Eukaryota; Metazoa; Arthropoda; Insecta; Diptera; Chironomidae
Source: the annotation of a GenBank genome assembly